AGCAACAAGGAAAGCGGCUACGUCACCGAGCGGAACUGUAGUGUAGCUCAGCUGAGGUACAGACUCUCCGGCUCACAGUCGAGCUUGCUGUUCUGUGGGACUCUACAGCUGCAGCCACCAUUUUGUGUAUAAACCAUGUACAAUAUGAGACUUCCUGUUGCAGCUGCUGCAAUAAUUGUAGCUAUUCCGUACAGCAUCUCACUUACUGCUCAGUGGUUUUACGGAUGGCCUGAUAAACCCGGGUACAAAAAGUAUAUAGAGGCUCUCAAACCCAAACGAAUAUACCAUUUGACAAGGGCGGUGCUGGAAAUGAUGAAAUAUCUGCAGUACAGCAAGCUAUAUUUCCAAUGGAAACUGUGGUACAAGAAAAACGAUAAUAAGCAAUGUGUGAAAGGUAUUCCCUUUGGGCACAGAGGUAACAAAUUAGACUUGUACCAUUCCCCAAGACUGGACCAGUCAGACACAGAGCUCAGCCCAGUAGUCGUGUUUGUCUAUGGAGGGGCCUGGGGCUCAGGAGAGAGAUCCAUGUACUGUCUGCUUGCUAUACAAAUGGCUAAAGAGCUUAAUGCUUCAGUGAUUUGCCCUGAUUAUUCCACAUAUCCAAAGGGGAAUGUUUUAAAUAUGGUUCAGGACAUAAGUGACAGUCUGAUGUGGGUGAGAGAGAACGGACAUUCAUUCCAUCUUGACAAAGAUAAUAUAGUGUUAAUAGGCCACUCAGCAGGAGCUCAUCUGUGUGCGCUGACCACACUGUUUCUACUGGAAGGUGUGGAGUCGCUGUUCAUCGAGCCAUUCAGACAGAGAGAAAUGAUAAACUCGAUUAAAGGCGUCAUAGGUUUGAGUGGCGUGUACGAUGUAAUGGACCAUUAUGAACAUGAGAAGACACGAGCUGUUGAAUACAUCUCCACUAUGCACAAAGCCAUGGAUGGCGUCGAGAACUUUGAGUACUAUUCACCUACAUCUCGAAUCAGGAAGCUAAAGAAGGACCAGUUAGAAAGAGUUCCUCCAGUAGGAUUGAUCCAUGGCACUGAUGACAUCAUCGUUCCAGUGCAGUCAUCAGUGCGACUGUGUGAGCUCCUCACUUCACUCUCCGUCACCGUCACCCUGUACCUCCUGCCCAAAAUCAAUCACACUGAGAUGGUCACAGAUCUCAUGGUGCCAGGCAGACACUUUUAUCAUACAGUAUUUGGCUGCAUCAAACAGGAAUACCGAAAAUUUAUUAGACCAUCUUAAUUUAUGUCUUUUUAUGUCGUCAUGCUUCUGUUGCGCUCUUUCAGUUGUCUUUGCACACGCUGUAAAGUUUGUUUACCUCCCUGUGCUUCCACCUGUAGUGCAUUCUUUAUUAUAGCUAUCAACUGCUAAAACCAAGUCAGGAAUAAACCCAAGGAUUUCAUAUAGUAGUAAUAAUAAUAAUAAUAAUAAUGUAUAAUAGGUUCUAUAUUUUUCAUCUGGAAGGAAUUUCUAAAAAAAUGUAUUUCACACUCAGCAGACAUUAUUAAACAAAAAUGUUUCAGAAA
Pangasianodon hypophthalmus (striped catfish) is the source of this 1514-nucleotide messenger RNA. RefSeq lists its product as uncharacterized. The transcript is spliced from 10 exons. NCBI's taxonomy places the organism in Eukaryota, Metazoa, Chordata, Actinopteri, Siluriformes, Pangasiidae. The record is from RefSeq and is a predicted model, not a curated record. Bases 136 to 1230 code for a protein of 364 amino acids.